AUGUUCUUUGUUCCACCAUAUGAUGCCAAUGUAAUCCAGGCAAACCAGUUCAUCCCUGGUACUGUUAUCCAACCAGGUGGGGUAAUACAAUAUGCAGGCCAGCCACUCAGCCCUCCUCACCAGAACCCGCAGGUGGGGGGGCUGGAAAAAAUGCUCAAAGUAGAGACUAAAACUCUGGGGGCCAUUCAGAUCAUGAUUGGACUGAUGCACAUUGGCUUUGGGGCUGUCUCAAUGACUCUUUUUGGUCCAAACUACAUUUCUCUGGCUGCAAUGGGAGCUUAUCCAUUCUGGGGAGGAUUAUUUUUCAUUGUUUCUGGAUCCCUUUCAGUGUCAGUUGAGAAUCAUCUGAGCAAGUGUUUGGUGAAAAGCAGCGUGGGAAUGAACAUCGCAAGUGCUGUAAUGGCGUUAACUGGUGCGAUUCUGUAUAUCUCAGAACUGAUGAUAAAUAAAAAAUCUGCACUUACAAAUCCUGCAGGUGUUGGUCUUGGUUUUCUACUCCUCUUCUUCAGUUUGUUGGAGUUUUGCAUCACUCUUUCAACAGCACAUUUUGGAUGCCAAGUUGCGUGCUGCACCAAUGACCCGGUAUGCAUUUGA
This is a messenger RNA of Euleptes europaea (tarantolino), 594 nucleotides long. RefSeq names its product membrane-spanning 4-domains subfamily A member 8-like. The record is from RefSeq and is a predicted model, not a curated record. The transcript is spliced from 5 exons. NCBI's taxonomy places the organism in Eukaryota, Metazoa, Chordata, Lepidosauria, Squamata, Sphaerodactylidae. Gene Ontology annotation, cellular component: plasma membrane. Bases 1 to 594 code for a protein of 197 amino acids. Gene Ontology annotation, biological process: cell surface receptor signaling pathway.